AAGAAGCCAGUCUCGGUAGUGGUUAGGGGGGUGGCGAUAUCCAGCCGCUCUGCAAGCCUCGUCGUUCACAUCAAAACAGCCGGUUCGUCGCGCGCUCCUUCACUCGGAUACAACCAUGUACUAUGCUACGAUCCUGCUACUUACUCUACUGCUACAACCAGCGCUUCCCAAGAUGCAACAGCUUAUCUUCAAGAGGUUCACAGCCGAGACCUGCAAAGCAAAUCCGUGCUUGAACGGGGGCAAAUGUGUCCCGGGAAAGCUGAACUGCCAAUGCGCGCAAGGAUGGAUGGGACGAUUUUGCCACAGAAAGUGUCGAAAUAUCUAUAAAAGUUGCGAGCGAUGGGCUCUGGAAGACAAAUGCCACACAAUAUUGACUCAGACGAACUUUUUCGAUGUGAACUGUGCACUCGCUUGCAACCUUUGUACGCCAGAUCCAAAUUACGAUGAACCAGAAACUCCUCUCCCACCAGCUCUAGAACCUUUACAAUUUUUCGUAGGAAGAUGGUAUUCACAGGCUGCAAAAGGACUACGAUACCCAACAGAUCUCUACUCGAAUGAGUAUGAGGAAAUACUUGAUAUUGCUCCAGCUAGCGUACCAAUGUUUGGACCACCUUCACUAAAUCUCACAAGCACAUCAUGGUACGAGGAUGACACGAGAAUAAUGCAUGGUUUUAUAACAUUACGACCAAAUUCUUUCCCACCAGAAAUUGCCAUCCUUAGUACUAGUAAUGAAGGAUUGAACAUGAUCGAGCUUGGAACACUGAAACAUCACGUUUUAACGCUUAACGUGUCUUACAUGCAAGUUCAUCCCACAAUGGAUAGCUCAAUUCUGCCAUUAGGGGCUACACGACGAUUUCGAAGAGUGGGCCAAUUACUCGAAAUGACGGUAGCCAAGCUGUUUCCAAAUAACAAGGUAUCGCAAUUCAAAAAGAUGUUCAAGAAGCUGUCAGACUAUGCGAGUUAAUAUGGGUAUUAACAUCUCUUCACAUAUAGAGAUUUAGACAGAAUAGAAAACAUAUGUGUACAAAAAGAUUUUAAAUUAUUUGUCCCGAUAUUGGUGAAUGCAAGAUGUCAUACUGCGUAUCUGACACUGUAUUUUUCAAGUUCCAACUGGUCGUGCU
Molecule: messenger RNA, 1121 nt
Organism: Cylicocyclus nassatus
Lineage: Eukaryota; Metazoa; Nematoda; Chromadorea; Rhabditida; Strongylidae
Source: the annotation of a GenBank genome assembly